UACGAAUGCUGAAGUUUAGUGAAAUUGUUUUGUAUUUAAAAAACUGGAUCCACGCGCGAGACACCACACGCGAAGCUGGCCGAUUCUUCCAAAUUCGAAAUUCAUUCCUAAAAAAGUACAAAAAUUACUAGUGACGAUUGCUGAGAUGGAUGAAGGAACUUUGACCGAGUUUGAGGAGAGUGUGUGCUUCGAUAUGGACGAUCCAGAUUUUGCUCCUUUGGAUCACAGAGCUUCCGCAAAAACUGCACUUCACGGGAUCAAUUUCCGGGAUGUGGGUUUUACCGUUAAGAAAUUUGCCAACUGUCACGGAAACAUGUCAGUCACGUCUGUACAAUCUGCUAAUGAAAGCCUCUCUCGCCAUGGGAGCAAUGUAUCUCUUUCCUGUCACAGCUUGUGCGGAAGUGUUGAUGAAAGUAGUUUGCAGGAAUCACAUCCUCAGUACCAAGAUACUAUCCUCACCAUCGAAGAGCUUCGAACCCAAUUGAAUUCUUGCUUCACGUGUGGUGUCUCAUGGAGCGAGGAACAUGUCUCUCUUGAUUGCAGCGAAUGUGGCGGCUAUUCUCUUCAAAGACCGUGUCCACUAUGCGAUGGACGUUGCCAUACAGCAUGGAAACGUGACCUUACCAUGUCUCAUGCAAGUGGAAAAGCAAGGUGGAUCGGCGAAUGUGGCCUGAGCUGUGGUCCCUCCCUCGAGGAGUCCCUCGUUCCUGCUCUGGAAAAGCUUCGAGCCACUUCGUGAACUCGCCAGAAUUCAAGCGAAACCACAACCGUGCACAAGACUUAACCAUCACCAUCCAUUUAGUGUAUCACUCAUCCACUGCCGUGCGAAUCGGGACGACUGAAUGAAUGCAGAUUCCUGAAAGUAAGAGAGAAAGUGUGUAAAUGAGAGUGAAAUGAAACGAGGAAUUCUCAGGAGAAGCUCAGAAGUUCAGGAUCGUAAUUGGUCAUCCUUCAGAGAAGCUCCCAGCACUCCAGGUUCUGACUAAACCGGAGCUGAACCAGCCAGAUAGGUCAUAAUCGAAGAGAAGAGGAAGAGCUAUGCGAGUUCCUUUUCACCGCAACACUUCGUAGAAUUAUAGGAACAUCAAUAUGGAUUCGUCCAGACAAAUUAGAUACACGUACUACUCAAAAAUUACAACGAUACUUUCAUGUUAAAAGAAUCUCUCUCGAAAUUCACAUUGAAUUAAAUUGAAUUCUUCUAACUCCCUGAAUACCUGGAAUUUUCCUCAUUACAUGCAUCAUUGUGAAGCCCUUUGAUGCCUCCAACUUCUUAGAAUUCUUGGACUUCAAAAUAAUGUAUAGAAUUGCAGAUGGAUCAAAUUCAAUCGAUUAUAAUGAAAAAAGUGAGCUUGCAACAAAGGCGAUGCUAUAAUUAAAUGUCAAUGUUUUCUUGAUGUGAACAGAAAAACGAAUCUCUGUAGACAACGCGUUGAAUAUUUAAGAUGGGAUAUUGAGGAACCCACAUGGCUUGGAAACUUCUGUUAGCGAAAACAGGAGACUUACUUAUCACCUCUUUAUCGAAAUUAGCCCAUUUAUAAAUGUCGCUCUAACAAUAUAAUAUUACGAGAAAUUAAAAGUGUAAAACUCUACAAUUGUAAAAUGUGGAAUGUAUUCAAGUUAGAAAUGAAUUAUGAUUUUCCGUGCAUGGCGAUAAGUAUUAUUCUCCUGAUUCGAAAUCAAUUCCGCGCAAACUUUAGACUUCCUAUUCUGGAAAGUGAAACAUUUGAAAAAACGUAAAGACUGCCUUUAACUUUGUUUUGUUUUACUGAUGCUUCCUUUAGUAGCGUACGCUCUUGUUCUAGCAAGACGUGACCCUGACGAAUGAUCUCUCUUGAAAAUAUUUCUCGAAAAAUCGUCAACUUUAUGAGGAUUGCUUGAUUUUAGGUGAAUUAAGUGCAGAUUGAGGUUCGCCAGGGUCUACUCGUGCAACUUUAUUAGCGUCGUCGCACUUCGAAUUGUUCCAUUUCCGUUUUAAAUGUAAAUUUCGAUUUCAGCUACAUAUUGUCAUUGUCAAAAUGGAGUGUUUCUUUUAUAAAAUAAUAAUUGUAUCAUCUAGAGAUCAUUCUACACAUGUAAAUUGUAAAGUGUAUAUUUGUUUCGGAAUUUUCGUGACAUUAACUUGACGGUAUUGGAUAUUGUAUGUAAAAAAAUUGAAGAAAGACGUUGUAAAAUUGGAAAUGUUGCGACCCUCAUACGACUAAAUUAGCGCGUAGGAAAAUCGCGCUCGUACGCGAAAUAGUGUAAGUGCACGUGAUCAGCCAUUGAAGAUUUUUUCGCAGCGAUUGGAAAAUCUUAAGCUCGAAAUAUCUCGCAUUGUCCGAAGAAUGUGUCUGUAUGUUAAACGAAUAAUAGACUAAUUAAUGAAAAUGAUAGGGUAAGCGAGGGAGAAGAAAUCCAAAAGGAUUUUUCUAGGUCGCAGGACGUAUCUCUCCUCGCCUCUAUUUCUGUCAUUACAUAUCUUUUACAUCGCAAUAGGGAAUUGAUUUUCUAAAGUGCAUUUAUGCUCUGUAAUUAAAUCGCUCAAAUUGUCCACGCCUUAAUGUUUUCAGCAAUAAAAAUAUGAUUAACGAAAAAUUGAACAAUAAAAGGAGAAAAAUAGAACUUUUUAUUGUGUUCUUAUUGAACUGGAAGAAUAGAUUGAAGAAAGGAUAUGAAAUUUUCUGAGAAUACGUCUUGCACAACCGAUGAAUUAGAAUUGAAAAUAAUGAAAAACUGUAUUCUGCAGCGAUGCAUAGUGUAAAUUUUAUCUCAUUGGAGAAAGCAUUUACGCCUGUAGCAAAAUAAUGAUAAUGACUGCUUUUAAUUUCGUAUCGAAAUAUAAUUGAUGACUUUUCAUGCACAAUGUCCUAUGAGACUAGACAAAGAAUUCUCCUCAUCGCUAUACCUUGUUCCGUGUGUGAGAUCAUAUUUUGCAAUCAUAGUAAUUCAUCAUCAUUGUUAACUAUUGAAGAAAAAAACAGUUAAUUUCAAGUUUUCUAAAGUAUUAUGGUAUUGUACUUGAAUCAAAUUCUAUUAUAAUGCUUUGGAAAAUCUCGCUCGUGUAAUUUUUAUUUAAUAUACGAAAUUAUUAUUUAUGACCAUAACGUUGAAAGAUACGGACUUAAUAAACGAUAUUUGUCAAUAGUA
Molecule: messenger RNA, 3126 nt
Organism: Belonocnema kinseyi
Lineage: Eukaryota; Metazoa; Arthropoda; Insecta; Hymenoptera; Cynipidae
Gene: Pino
Product: protein pinocchio
Exons: 6
Coding region: 146-739 (197 amino acids)
Source: RefSeq, a predicted model, not a curated record